Peromyscus leucopus (white-footed mouse) is the source of this 1507-nucleotide messenger RNA. RefSeq names its product helt bHLH transcription factor (gene Helt). Gene Ontology annotation, biological process: anterior/posterior pattern specification; regulation of neurogenesis; regulation of transcription by RNA polymerase II. Gene Ontology annotation, molecular function: RNA polymerase II cis-regulatory region sequence-specific DNA binding; DNA-binding transcription factor activity, RNA polymerase II-specific; protein dimerization activity. NCBI's taxonomy places the organism in Eukaryota, Metazoa, Chordata, Mammalia, Rodentia, Cricetidae. Bases 620 to 1336 code for a protein of 238 amino acids. The record is from RefSeq and is a predicted model, not a curated record. The transcript has 4 exons. Gene Ontology annotation, cellular component: nucleus.
CCUAUUAAAGGCUUACUUAAUUACUUUAAUGACUCUGGACAGGCUUUAAAACGCACUCGGCGCUGGGACGGCGGGCUUGCUGGGAUUUGUAAACAGCGAUCGUGUGAGACUCAGCGGUGGGACUAAAGGAAGCGACACUGUUUUGUGAGGGUCCUCGCCCCCCGGUGCCCGCAGCCACUGCGCCCCUGCACUCUGCGCCUGCUACGGCUGCAGGCGCUCGCGGCUCCGCCUGCUCCAGUUUCUCGCUUCCUUUUCCCCCGAGGUGGCUGUUCCCAUGCAAAUGUUAUUCCCCGACGGAUCACGUGUCCUUUGAAGAGCCACGUGGAUUAACAAAGCUGAUCUGCCCCCAGCUCGCCCCCCUCGGCUGCUAUUUUUUUUUCUUAGCUUCUUUAAAACUGACCUUGAAUGCAUACAUGCUCCAAACGCAGAAUCCCUAAUCCUAUGGAAUAAUUCAACUCGUGAGAAUGCACUUGGCAGCCUUAGAUGACUGCUUUAUAAAGGCAGCCCCCUCGGACCUGGGAGGCUGCAGUCUACCUGGGACAUUCAAAGAGGCACACGAGGUGGAACGUGGACCAGGGCCUCGCGCCACCGCCUCUGCCGAGGGCGCACGCAGACCAGGAUGUCAGACAGGCUCAAGGAACGCAAAAGGACCCCGGUUUCUCAUAAAGUGAUAGAAAAGCGGAGGAGGGACCGAAUCAACCGCUGCUUGAACGAGCUGGGCAAGACAGUCCCCAUGGCCCUGGCGAAACAGAGUUCCGGGAAACUGGAGAAGGCGGAGAUCCUGGAGAUGACAGUUCAGUACCUGCGAGCUCUGCACUCUGCGGAUUUUCCCCGGGGAAGGGAAAAAGAGCUUUUAGCAGAGUUUGCCAACUACUUCCACUACGGUUACCACGAGUGCAUGAAGAACCUGGUGCAUUACCUCACCACGGUGGAGCGGAUGGAGACCAAAGACACCAAGUACGCGCGCAUCCUCGCCUUCCUGCAAUCUAAGGCCCGUCUGGGCACGGAGCCCGCCUUCCCGACGUUCUCGCUCCCGGAACCGGAUUUCUCCUAUCCCUCGGGCCCAGAGUUCGCGGGCCACAGCCCGGGCGAGGCCACCGUGUUCCCGCAGGGGGCUACCCCGGGGUCACUGCCUUGGCCUCCUGGCACGGCCCGCAGUCCCGCCCUGUCGUACUUGUCCAGCGCGCCUCCGGUACCUCUCCCCAGCCCCGCGCAGCAGCACAGCCCCUUCUUGGCUCAGAUGCAGGGCCUGGACCGGCAUUACCUCAAUCUGAUCGGCCAUGCCCAUCCCAACGCCCUCAACCUGCACACGCCCCAGCAUCCUCCCGUGCUCUGACACCCACCCACUGCCUAGAUUACUUUGCGGUUUGGUGGCGGCUUGAGACAAACCCUGUAUAUGUUGUACAUGUGUAAAUAGCGCGCCAACAAAAACUGGAUGGGAGAGCGCCAAGAGCCAAUUAGCCUUCUGAAGGACCUCCCCGACAAUAAAUACUUUGUGCUAAAGACC